GGGUCGCGCCGUAGGGGGGUGGAGGCGGAAGUGGCGGCGCCGGCCCCGGGAGUAGGAAGGAGCCGGGGCUGCAGCCGGAGUGGAGCGGCUGCCAGCCGAGGAGCAGGCGCGGCCGCGGCGCCAUAUUGCGGCCCCAAGCGGCCGCGACCGAGUCAUGGCCGAGACCUACGACUUCCUCUUCAAAUUCCUGGUGAUUGGCAGCGCAGGAACUGGAAAAUCAUGUCUCCUUCAUCAGUUCAUUGAGAAUAAGUUCAAACAGGACUCCAACCACACAAUCGGCGUGGAGUUUGGAUCUCGCGUGGUCAACGUGGGUGGAAAGACUGUGAAGCUACAGAUUUGGGACACAGCCGGCCAGGAGCGGUUUCGGUCGGUGACACGGAGUUAUUACCGAGGCGCGGCUGGAGCUCUGCUGGUGUAUGACAUCACCAGCCGGGAGACCUACAACUCGCUGGCUGCCUGGCUGACGGAUGCCCGCACGCUGGCCAGCCCCAACAUCGUGGUCAUCCUCUGUGGCAACAAAAAGGACCUGGACCCGGAGCGUGAGGUCACUUUCCUGGAGGCCUCCCGCUUUGCCCAGGAGAACGAGCUAAUGUUCCUGGAGACUAGUGCCCUCACGGGUGAGAACGUGGAGGAGGCUUUCCUGAAGUGUGCCCGCACCAUCCUGAACAAGAUCGACUCAGGUGAGCUCGACCCCGAGAGGAUGGGCUCAGGCAUUCAGUAUGGGGACGCAUCCCUCCGCCAGCUGCGGCAGCCUCGGAGUGCCCAGGCCGUGGCCCCUCAGCCCUGUGGCUGCUGAGACGUCCGGAGCCAGCUCACCUGUUCUCCAGGACCAGCCCUGCCCUCUGGCUGGGGCCUAGCCCCAGGCCCUGGGAGGCAGAGCCCCUCACCUGUCCUGGCCCCAGAGAAGCUGCCCCGCCACCUAUCCCCCUUCCCUGGCCUGGUGGGGCCUGGCUGAGGGGCAAGACUGAGCCACGGGGGAAGGGGGAAUCUGUACCUGCUGCUGCUUCCUCUGUCUUGGCUAACCCCUGUCCCCCCUGAAACCCUAACCAUACUCUUAAGAGUUCCCAAAGCCUGAGACCAGGGCAAUUGGCCCCAGCUCCCCGCCUGGCCCUGCCAUUGCGAGUAUGUGUUAUUUAUUGCCUGGAGGCCUGUUCAGUCCCUACUCCACCUCCAUAAAGCAUUGUUUACACCUGC
Messenger RNA from Felis catus (domestic cat), 1194 nucleotides. RefSeq names its product RAB4B, member RAS oncogene family (gene RAB4B). The record is from RefSeq and is a predicted model, not a curated record. NCBI's taxonomy places the organism in Eukaryota, Metazoa, Chordata, Mammalia, Carnivora, Felidae. Gene Ontology annotation, molecular function: GTP binding; GTPase activity. The transcript is spliced from 8 exons. The coding region runs from base 155 to 796 and encodes 213 amino acids. Gene Ontology annotation, biological process: regulation of endocytosis; Rab protein signal transduction. Gene Ontology annotation, cellular component: endosome.